Manduca sexta (tobacco hornworm) is the source of this 2390-nucleotide messenger RNA. Its product is annotated as putative fatty acyl-CoA reductase CG5065. Bases 391 to 1761 code for a protein of 456 amino acids. Gene Ontology annotation, biological process: long-chain fatty-acyl-CoA metabolic process. NCBI's taxonomy places the organism in Eukaryota, Metazoa, Arthropoda, Insecta, Lepidoptera, Sphingidae. Gene Ontology annotation, molecular function: alcohol-forming very long-chain fatty acyl-CoA reductase (NADP+) activity. The transcript has 11 exons. Gene Ontology annotation, cellular component: peroxisome. The record is from RefSeq and is a predicted model, not a curated record.
UUGCCCGACCCGGGAUUCGAACCCAGGACUUCAGAGCGCUGCCGUACCGCGCGCAACCUGAGAAAAGAAAAGAGCUCAGCAGUGCGCAUUAUUACCAGCAAUAAUACUCAUGAGAACCAUAAACGUGUGACGAGAGGUGUGUCAAGAUCCUAGGAUAUAACGCUCAAUAGUCUCUGCCUACCCCUACGGAAUAAUGUAUGAAUGUAAAAAAAAGAAUAAAAUCGAGUACGUCCGCGUGCGAUCGCAAGUAUUAUUGUUUGUAUAAAGUAUUUCCGUGAAAACAAAAUUGAAUCAUUGUGCGCGCCGGGUUUGUGACAUCGACUUGUGUUUAUAUUCUUGUGGGACGUAUAACAAAGCGCUCGGAGCUGCUACAUCUGGCGAAGAUUCACGAUGUUUUUGGAAAACAAUGAGGACCCGAAUCUCUCCGUGGCGGACUUCUACGCAGGGAGGUCUGUCUUCAUCACCGGGGCCACUGGAUUCCUCGGAAUGAUGUGCCUAGAGAAACUGAUCUACAGCUGUCCGCAGAUACAUAAAAUAUACGUCUUAAUACGUACGAAGAAGAAUCAAAAUCCUGAGCAAAGACUACAAACAAUGAUAGAUAGUCCGGUGUUCACAAGAAUCAAAAAAGAACGACCGGAGGAUUUGAGCAAAAUCGUACCAAUCCCAGGAGAUAUCGCUGCACCUGAUCUGGACAUCAAAGCGGAGGAUGAAGCUAUCUUGAUUAAUGAAGUAUCAGUAGUGUUCCACGCUGCAGCGACAGUAAAGUUUAACGAGCCUUUAAGCGCGGCACUCAACGUUAACUUGGAGGGAACGAGAAGAGUCUUUACUCUCUCCCAACGCAUGAAAUGUAUUAAGGUUUUUGUUCACAUUUCAACUAUGUACACUAAUACCGAUAAAACAGUGGUCGAAGAGAUUGUAUACCCUCCCCCCAAAGAUCUGGGGGAGGUGUACAAAUUCGCCAGGAACUACGGAGAUGAUGCGGAAAAGGUUUCUAAGAUGAUAGAGGGACGACCCAACACCUACACAUUCACGAAGGCGCUCACCGAGACCAUGAUAUCAGAGAAACGUGGUGAUCUCCCAGUGGUCAUCGUGCGACCUUCCAUAGUAACACCAUCAAUCAAAGAGCCGUUCCCAGGCUGGCUCGACAACUGGUACGGCGCCACCAGUUCUCUCACAGUCAUAGCUAAGGGCAUCUGUAGGGGUGUCGUCGGAAACAGACGCAACAUACUGGAUCUUAUACCAGUGGACUACGUGUCAAACCUCACUUUGAUAUCAGCUGCUAAGUGUAAUAGCAAAGGUCAGCUCACUGUGCUAAAUAGCUGCUCAAGCCAUGUCAACCCGAUUACAUGUGGAGAACUUGUGAAGCUUUACACACAACAGAGCGUAAAGGAAAGAUUUUACAGUCUGCCGUUUCCUGGAGUAAUUCUGAUGACGAAAUACAAAUGGAUAUUAAGAGUAAUAUCUUUUAAUAUGAAGACAGUAGCUUUCGUUGUGGACCUCGUUCUACGUAUUAUCGGAAGGAAACCUAAAUACGUAAAGUUAAUAAAAAUGUCAGACUACGCUCGCGAUUUAGUUGAGUAUUUCACGUCUCACUCCUGGGUCUUCAAGUGCGACGAAGUCCGCGCCUCUACGCCUCCCCUGAGCCUUCAAGAUCAAAAGACUUUCCCCUGUGAUCCAUCACACAUCGUCUGGAACCAAUACAUACCGUUAUAUUUUAAUAGUGUUAAAAAACACUUACUUGAUACGCAGAAAAGGUUUUAAUUCUCAAAAUCCGAAUGUAAUAUUUUAGUUGGUUAGAUUGGUUAAUCAGUUUUAUGGCUUAUGAUAAAAAUAUGGUGCUACAACGUGGUAAAAGAAUGCCGUCCCCGGCUCCGCAUUCUCGCGGAUGCGCCUAAUUACAUAAAUAACCAACAAAGGCUGCAAGCGUUACCUACACAUACUGGAUUUGCUCGUUCUGAAGCCGCUUGUCUUCCGUUUCGUGCCCUUCAACUCCGAAGAAAAUUUACCCAGAACUUGCGGGAAGGCGAGGCGAAGUUACAUGGUUAUAGGCGAGGGCUUUAACUACAUCCACGCCCUCGUGUCUCCUCAUUAGCCUCUAGAGAAUGUGGAUCGGGCAUUAUGGUCAACACACGUGAAUGCAGUACAGUCGCUUCGAUGAAAAUUCGCGUUGUUAUCGCGCAACCGUCUUCUGACUCCUCCGUUGUAAUUUAACAACAAUGAAAUAUAUUGUGAUGAUUCUGAAUAUCGUAUGUAAUAAUUUUGGGAUAUGAAUGUUUUAGUUUAUUAGUCACAACAAAACGGCAUAAUAUGCCAUUAAUCAUAGUGGACCGAGAUAUAAAAUAAGUAUUAUAGUUAUAAAUUAGUUUUAAGUGGUGAAUAUGUAAAAAUAU